Molecule: messenger RNA, 2560 nt
Organism: Drosophila hydei
Lineage: Eukaryota; Metazoa; Arthropoda; Insecta; Diptera; Drosophilidae
Product: fibrinogen alpha chain
Exons: 7
Coding region: 11-2380 (789 amino acids)
Source: RefSeq, a predicted model, not a curated record
GUUCUCCGUUAUGUUACCCUUGCAUAGACAAUUCAGGGGCGGGCUGUCUUUAACAGUUAUUCUGCUGAUCGCGAAUAUCGUAUUGACGAGCCAGAGGCAAUUGGGCGCAUUGGCAGCUAGUAACGGCGGCGCCGCCGUCAGUGGGACGGCGCGCACUGCUGCGGGCAAUGGGAAUUUGAAUUUGCGUCUGGCGCUGCCGCGCACCAGCGCCAGCCAAAUAAAUAGCGCCUCUAACGCUGCUGCAAGCUUUAAGCUUGCUGCAAAAACAUUAAACUCAACGCGUAAUGGAAACUUGCGAACGAGAGAACAACAAUUGCUGAGCAUAUUUGAAAUAAUUAUAACAACGCUCGAGGGGAAAUUGAAACGAAUCGAUAAUCUGGGCAGAUCAGUUGAGGAUCUAAUGGGGCAUAUAGAACUAUUGGAAAAUCGUGUUACGAAUAAUGUGGAGAAGACAGAGGAGGCGCUAUCCAAACUUAGUAGUCUGGAUUCCAAACUGUCAAAUGUCGUUUACAUUCUGCCCGAAAUGACAGCGAACGCAGAGAGCGAAUUGAAUAAGCCGAAUCCGAAAAUUUCAGCCACCUACCAAAUCGACAGUAGGCUAGUAAAAUUGGAUCAGAAAGUCAGUGAUAUUGACUUGAAGCUGGAGGUGCUGAAAACGCAAAUCGAUAGCAACUUCUUGCAGGUCGAUGAGUUCAAUGCUGAGGCAAGUGAGAAGAAGCCCAUUACCAUGAAUGUUGUCGAGAUUACAAAAGCAAUGACUGCCGAGGUAAUGACGCAUGUCUCGAGUGAAGUCAAUCAGCUGCGCGACUCCACAGAUAACAUUGACAAGAAGUUGCAAUUUCACAUCAAUAUCGAAUCUGAGAAUAUAGGCCGCAUGCUGCGCAUGAUGAAUGACAUUCACGAUGCUGUCGUGGAUCAUCAUGAACAGAUGAAUGGAUUCAAUGUCACCACAACUGCUUUUCCAGCCAUCAAAUCCAGUAAGAUCGACGCUCUGGUUAAGCAAAUGCGACCUAUGGUAUCGGUAUCCGAGAAAAUGGACGAAGUAUGGGAUGUUGUGGUGGGUACAAAGUCUUCGGUUGAUCACCUAUUGCCUAAAUCGGAUGCGCUACUAACACAGACUCAGCGGCAGGAACGUGCGAUUGGCGAAAUCCACCAGGAUCUGAAAACCAAAACGAAUUUAAUAAUCAAUAACUUAGAUAUGGUUGAGAAGCGACUGAAGAAGCAAGAGGAUGAUGUCCAAAUACUAGCACAGCGACCAGUUGCGAGUGAACUCCUUGUUGAUCCAACCAUUGAUCGAUUGGUCGAGUAUGAUCCAAGCAGGUUUUCGGUGAUUGAUGAAAGCCUGACCGACUUAAAUGAGCCAGCCACAACGCCCACGACGACGCAGUCUACCACGAUAUAUAAUAGUACUACGACCGCGCCAUACUCCACAAUGAGCACACCAACGGGUGCUAUGCCAACCAACGGUCAUUCGACCGCAUCGAGCAAUAAUAUUAGCAGUACAACUGCAAAUGGAACAUCGACCACAUCGGCUACAAGUGCUACGUGGAGUGCGACACCUACGAAAUCGGUGUUUCGCAAGGGAGGCAUUAUCUUCCCUAGUGUAAAGAACAAACCAGCUGUCGUCAAUAACACCCUGGCCAGUGAUAUAUUUACUCUAAAGGAUGUCAAGGGUUUCUCUUGUGUAGAUAUCUUAAAUGCUGGCAUGAAACAAUCUGGAGUAUUUUAUCUACAAAUUCGCGGAACAACAUAUUGGUUCUUAAAGGUGUAUUGUGAGCAGGGUAUUUCAGAUGGCGGUUGGACGGUCAUACAACGGCGUGAUGAUUUUGGAGAACCGCGAGAAAACUUCAAUCGUGACUGGGCGGAUUACAAAAAUGGAUUUGGCGAACCUGCUAAGGAAUUUUGGUUAGGCAACGAAAAUAUUUAUAUGCUAACAAAUAACGAAGACUACGCAUUGCGGGUAGAAUUGGAAGAUUUUGAAGGUAACAAGCGAUAUGCUCAGUAUUCGCACUUUAAAAUACACUCUGAAGCGGACUAUUACAAGCUAGAAAUCGAUGGAUACGAAGGAAAUGCUGGCGAUUCAUUAAACGACCCAUGGUAUGGAUCGAACAACAGUCCAUUCUCAACGUACAACAAAGACAAUGAUCGAAGCUCGCUCAACUGUGCAAGCAUGCUAAAGGGCGGCUGGUGGUGGAAGUCAUGCGGACGUGGCUUAAAUGGACUCUAUCUACAUGACCCACAAGAUUUAACCGCUCGACAGGGCAUUGUAUGGUUCCGCUGGCGGGGCUGGGACUAUACUUUAAAGAAGGCCACUAUGAUGAUUCGUCCUCGGAUGCCCCAGCCACAGACUAUUACCCUAGGCCCAGUGACUGCGUCUUAGAGUUUCUUUAAUUAUUUUAAAUGUAACGUGAAACGUUUUCUACUGAGAGACAAGAAUUUCUGUUAGGUUAUGAAUGUACGUCCAUAUAAUAGCAAAUCAUGCGUUAUAGCCAAUUUUAAAUGAAAGAAUUCUGUAAUUUUAACUUGUUACCCUUAAAAAUAAUAACUUAUUUUUAUUAAU